AUGAACUGCGUGCCCCAGUUAAAGCGCCGGGCGCGCCGCCGGGUGCUUGCUUCGCCGUGGCUGACCGCAUUCGCUGUCCUGCUCAUUUUGUGGUGCUAUCUCUACGGCUUCGCGUUCCGGUCUUCGUCUGACCGGCACGGGCUCCCUGCUCUAGUGCUGCCCGGCAAAGACGGGAAAUCGGUGCUGGACCUUGACUACGCUGCGCCGGCGAGGACGACGAUCGCCACAUCGACAACGACAACCAUGACCGCAACAGAGAGGCCCCGCCCUACGGCGACCGAGCCGGCCGUCAAGCUGCGCCAGGGCACCUACAUCGGCACGACACUCCCCUCAUCGCCUCGCUUCCCCAGGGCGGUCGAUGCGUUCCGCGGCGUACCCUAUGCCCAGGACACGGGCGGCCAGAACCGCUUCCGCCCGCCGCAGCCGCUGCCAGAGUCCACCGAGACCUUCGACGCCGUGGCUUGGGGCCAAAUAUGCCCCACCGAUGGUGUGGUACUGCGCAACAUGAGCGAAAACUGCUUGAAUGCGAACAUCUACCGGCCGGCCGGGCUUGUCGACGAGGACGGGUACGAGAAGACGGAGGAUGAGGAGGGCGUGAGGCACCGGCCACGGCUGCCCGUCGUGGUGUACGUCCACGGCGGCGGGUUCAACACCGGCCACGGGACCGAGCGCAACAUGGCUAGUUUCCUGGCCUGGUCCGAGGCACCCAUGGUGACUGUUAACUUCAAUUACCGGGUCGGCGCGCUAGGCUUUCUUCCCUCCGACGUGACCGCCCGAGAGGGACUGUUGAACCUAGGGUUGCGGGACCAGCAGAUGCUGCUGGACUGGGUGCGCGACAACAUCGAGGCGUUUGGCGGCGAUCCGGACAACGUGAGCAUCAUGGGUCUCAGCGCAGGCGCGCACUCGAUCGGCCACCACAUUAUGCACUACUCGCGUUCCUCCAAGCCGGCCCCCUUCGUCCGGGCCAUCCUCGAAUCCGGCGCCACCACCGCCCGCGCCGUCUUCUACCCGACCCACUCGCGCCACCUCAUCCAGUUUCGGGAGUUCCUCAUCGCUGCUGGUGCUGGAGGCGUUCCGGAAUCGGACAUCUUCCCUUUCCUCCGCACACUCCCGCUCGAAAGCAUUGUCCGCGCAUCCAAAGUCGUCUGGGACAAGUAUGUCGACAACGUGACUUGGCCGUUCCAGCCGGUCAUCGAUGGGCCGAAUCCGCUCGCCAACUCCAGCCUUCUCAACAGCACUACGCUCCCGCCUCUCAUACCGGACCUGCCGAUAAGUUCGUGGCGUGCAGGCAACCACCUCCGCAUACCCAUCAUCACCGGAUUCAACACCAACGAGGGCACAUGCUUCAUCCCGCACAAAGCCAAAACGGCCGCCGAGUUCCGCUCCUUCUUCCAAGGUCUCAUCCCCUCGCUGACCGAGGCCGACCUCGACAAGCUGGAGGCCCUCUACCCGGACCCGGUGAAGCACCGGACCAGCCCCUACAAGAAGGUACCACGAGGGAUGGGCAAGCAGUGGGCGCGCCUGGACGCCGCCUACGCCCACUACGCCUACAUCUGCCCCGUGAUCCAGACCGCGCACUACAUGUCGCAGGCGGGCGUGGGGAACGUUUAUCUGUACCGGUACGCCGCAACCGCGCUGCACGGCACGGCCAACCACGCCGACGAAACGCCGGUCGUGGUGCACGACAUGGAAGAGCUGGACGGGAAGAAGGGCCUGCAGGACGUGUCGGCCGAGAUGCACGGCGCCUUCGCGCGCUUUGUCACCACCCCGGUCCUCAACCACAACCCGAACCCCAACCAGACGCCUGACGGGCAGCAGAGGGGCGUGCAGUGGCCUGCGUUUGUGUCACCCUUUGCCUCCACUGAGUAUGACGAGGAAAGCCCGGGCAGGAUCAUGGUGUUUGGCGAGGGGAAUGAUGAGAGGGGCGGUGGGUGGCAGAAGGGUGUCCCCGCCAAGGUGGAGGAGAUGAACGAUCUGUUGAAAGAGGCGUGUCGAUUUUGGUGGGAGAGGAUUCCUUUGAGCCAGGGGACGGGCAAGAGGGACGCCGAGCAGGCCCAGGCCCAGGCUGCGGCGCGACUAUAG
Molecule: messenger RNA, 2082 nt
Organism: Chaetomium strumarium
Lineage: Eukaryota; Fungi; Ascomycota; Sordariomycetes; Sordariales; Chaetomiaceae
Product: Alpha/Beta hydrolase protein
Exons: 1
Coding region: 1-2082 (693 amino acids)
Source: RefSeq, a predicted model, not a curated record